UAAACAGGUCAGCACAUGACAGCCAACAAUGCUGCAAUAAUUUAACUGUAUUUAAGUAACUGCCUGUAUUUGAUCAAUAAAACAAGAAAAAUCAUACGAUUUUUUUUACAUCAGUGAGAUAUAAUCUGACACACUUUACAUUAGAGAGAUAAAUAUUUUAGUUAUAUUUGAUGAACUAUUUUUGAUGUAAGUGUUUUCCUGUAACACUUUCCCAAAUAUUUACUGCAAAGAGCGUGUGCUGGUGUGCCGCCGUUGGGUGGAGUAGGAGGAUAUUUGUUUUUCCGAGCGGUUCUCUGUUAAACAGCUGUAGAGAUCCGCUCGCCGCACACCUCCAGAAACCUGCUCCCGAGGAACACGCGGUGAGUCAGAUUCACAGAUCAACUCUGCCAUGAAACAUCUGACACAAAGUACUGUAAUGUAAAAAAGUUUUAUUAUAGUAAAAGUGUAGUUUGUGGUAUACUGACUAGCAUUUGUAUAACCGCAGUUUUACUGCAAAUACUAUGGUUAGUGUAGUAAAACAUGGUUCAUCUGUGAUCACCAUAAUUCAAUAUUAGUAAACCAUUUUUUUAAAGUGAGACCACGGUCAAUUUCUGUAAGUAAAUGUUUAAGUGCAACAUAUUAAUAUUUAAUUUGGAAGAAGGUUUUUGUGGUCUUAGAUAAAGUAAUUCUCUUUCUCUCUCAGUCUUUUGUGAGCUGGUGAGUUUCGGAGGGGAUCCAGACAGCGUCAGUGUGUGUGUGUGUGUGUGUGUGUGUGUGUGUCAUGAGUGUGUGGCCCCUGCUGCUGCUCUCUGUGCCGCUGUGUAUCUUCACACGGGCUCUGGAGAGAAUGGAGCUCCACACGGAUCAUGCACUCACCUGCGGACAGGGUAUCAUUCACUGUGAAGUAAAAUCAGGUGGCCCUACUUGCAUUCAGGAGGACAAGUAUGUGUAUGCGAGCGGUCUGGACGUCUACGUGGUGCUGUGCCGAACGCGGCAGAGCUGGAGCUUGUGUCUGAAAGUCCUGCUGAACGUCACGGUCACAGAUGCAGAUCAAGCCGGUGAUGGCAGUGGUAGAGAGGAGGCCGAGGAAGUACAUCGAGAAGACCUCGACAUCUCGACGACUGCCGUCUCUGUUCGUGUGUGUUACACGUACUCUUCACAGAGACACUCCAGCUUGCUCCGCUUCACAGUCCCUUCUUCAGCGCUUGAUGACAGGAACGCACUGCAGGUGUGGAUGUCUUUUGCGGUGAACAUACCGAAGGGGGAACUCGGCAACUCUGUCUUUGUGCAUUCUUCAUACAAAGUCCCCCAAAAACAUGUCCAUCUUCCUCCAAUAGAGGAGGUUUGUUCCAAGGGUUUGGAUGCCAUCUUCUGUGAAGUAGCUCCCGAGCUGCGCAAGAAGACUGACAAUGUGACAGGAGCCAUGAUACUGUACGUGGCCAAUGCAGAUCCAGAGAGAUUUCAGGAGUUUAACACGUGCCAGAAGCUGGGCAGGAACGGACCCUGUGUUGAGGUGGAAUGGAAAAAUGCCAGCCAAGAGUUUAAGAUUUCACUCAGCUCUGUCGCCCCCUGUCUGUGCUUUGAGAUUUGGGGACAGUUUCUCAGAAGAGAAUAUUGCCCAUUUCUGAACGACACCGCUAUCUCCGGCUCCAGUGUGUCCGUGUCUUUGGCAGAGAACACGACUCGUCACGAGCGUCCGGCUCUGGUCUGGAGUCUCAGCGCCCCCUGCAGGCUGGAGGCUCAGCUGUGGUUGUGUAGGAAGGGCUCAGGACUGGAGCGAAGCUGCCCUGCGGUCAGCGGCAGAUCUCAGGUCCUCACCCCGCUCAACGACAGCUGGAGAGAAACCCACCAUAGACACUGGUUAGAAGGAGAGUUUUUACAAGUGCAUCGUCAUCCUUCACUGUGUGUGCAGGUUAAAGUGGCAGGAAUGGACGGUUUCCUGGGACCAGUCUGUCCUUUUGAAGAGGAGAGGUCUCGCUGGAGCGUGCCGCUGGUUCUGUGUGCUCUGCUGGUGUUUCUGUCGGUGCUGGCAGCCUACGCGGUGCAGGGCACCCUGAAGAGCUGUGUGUUCAGAUGGCUGAAGGUGGACGACGUGAGCGGCUCGGGGGCCGUGGAGCUGCUGAUGGUGUGUCCUCCUGAUGCUGACGGCUCCGCGGCUGAUCCGGUGUGCCGUCUGUGCUCUGGUCUGAGCUCCGUGGGCUUCAGCGUCUCUCUGGACCUCUGGAGACACUCGGAGAUCAGCUCCCUGGGGCCCGUGCCCUGGCUGCACUCCUGCCUGGACCGGCUCCAGCGGCGCAGGGGCAAGGCGGUGCUGGUCCUGACCCCGGAGGCCUGCCAGCGGGCUGAGGACUGGGGCUGUCGGGUGGCCCAGCGGGAACCGGAAGAAGAGAGGAAGACUGGGGUGAACAGCGGGGUCCGGGCCCCGGCAUACUCGGUCUUCGACGCUUCUCUGAGCUGUAUUCUGGCCGACUACCUGCUGGGUCGAGCCGGAGAGCGCUUCAUCCUGGUCCGGUUCGACGGGCAGAGCCCCGAGACGGCUCUGCCGGAGUUCUUCAGGGAGAUGCCUCUGUUCAGCCUGCCCUCUCAGAGUCUGGACUUCGUCGUGGAGCUGAGGAGAGGGGCCGUUGAGGGCCAGAGUCUGUCAGAGCGCUGGCUGCGAGCCGCAGCGUCCAGAGCGGUGUCUCGCUCGCUCCGAGGGCCCCCUCAGGACUCUGGAGUCUGGGAAACUGUCCCGCUGCAGACGGACCGCUCGAGCCCUGCUAUCCACACCAAAACAAGGCCUGAGCGCUGGCUCUAGUCUCAGCCAGACCUCCGCUGCUCAGAGAAGAUAAAAAUAAUCCAUAAUAGGGUUUUUUCAGCACAUUUUAGUGAACUCUUCCAUUAAUGUGUCCUCGUGAAAUGAGGCUCAGUGAAAGUUCACAGCUGAGUGGAGUGAAAUCAAAGCCGUUCAUGUAGAUCUUGUGGAUUCAGCUCCUUCAGUGAUAAAACGCUGCUUGGUUUGAAAGAGUUCUGUGUGAACUUCAUAAAUCACUAGUGACAAUUGACAGCGGAGCAUUUUCACCCAUAAAAUCAUAUCUAAAAUGCUAAUGUGCCACAGACAGGAAGAUACUGUGUGACCCACAUGCACAUGCUGGAUGGUGUCCAUCUAAAAUAGGUUGCGUACAUGUUCUGCACAGUCUAGGAGGUGUUUUCAGGACUAAAUUAACCCAGUAUGACAUUGAUGUAAAAAUGUAUAUGACAUGUAAAGUUCUGCAGGAUGUACCAGAGCUUGUUUUACCUAACGAACCAGAACAGACCAGUCUUAAAGACGCACAGAAUGGCAGAUCUCCCAAAACACAUGAAAACGUCAGAGCUGUGAAAGGAGUCAAAGGCAGUAAUAAGCUGUGUCUCUCGUAUAAGAUGUAACUGAACUUUUGAGUCAAGUGUCCGGUUGCAUGAAUGAUUUGUCUUUUUUUUGUCAAUUUCUAUUUAUUGUUUAUUUUAAGUGUGCCUAUGCAGUAAAAAAAGUGUGAUAACUAG
Messenger RNA from Puntigrus tetrazona (Sumatra barb), 3498 nucleotides. RefSeq names its product interleukin-17 receptor C. The coding region runs from base 761 to 2776 and encodes 671 amino acids. NCBI's taxonomy places the organism in Eukaryota, Metazoa, Chordata, Actinopteri, Cypriniformes, Cyprinidae. The transcript is spliced from 15 exons. The record is from RefSeq and is a predicted model, not a curated record. Gene Ontology annotation, molecular function: interleukin-17 receptor activity.